This is a messenger RNA of Theileria annulata, 3081 nucleotides long. Its product is annotated as transcription modulator, putative. The transcript has 14 exons. The record is from RefSeq and is a predicted model, not a curated record. Gene Ontology annotation, molecular function: nucleosome binding. Bases 1 to 3081 code for a protein of 1026 amino acids. Gene Ontology annotation, biological process: transcription elongation by RNA polymerase II; positive regulation of transcription elongation by RNA polymerase II. Lineage: Eukaryota; Apicomplexa; Aconoidasida; Piroplasmida; Theileriidae. Gene Ontology annotation, cellular component: FACT complex.
AUGCCAGAGGGUAAAGGUUCAGUGUCAAUAAACUUCGAAGAAGCUUCGCUUAAGCUAAAAAAACUCUCGAGCAUUUUCAAAAGACCAGAAGAUGAUAAAAUCGACCUAUUAUUCGUGUGCACAGGAAAAUCUCGUUCUGAAUCAAAUUCGACAACCUCAGAACUUUUACAGUUAUGGCUGACAGGAUUCCAAUUCCCUGAAACAGUAAUGGUUUUUGCAUCAGAUGGCACACUAUCAAUUCUAACUUCGCCUAAAAAAGUUAUACCCACUCUUUAUCUGAAUUUUGUGAUGUUCUGUUUAGGGAACUAUUUGGAACCCCUGAAAAACCACUACGAAAAGGUUAAAUUCUACAACAGAGUGCCAGGACAAAAUGACGAACCCUCACUGACCAAGAUCUUUGAAUCGUUUAACGGCGUGGUUGGAAUGCUGAACGACCCGAAACCGUUGGGAGACUUUUCAGACUUUUGCCUUGACUUUGUCAAGGAUUUCACAAGGAAAGAUGUAACGGUUGAAGUGUCAACGAUCAUGGCAGUAAGAACAGAAGUAGAUCUGGAAAUCCAAAAGCAAUCAUCACAAUUAUCAUGUGGAGUGAUGAAAACCAUGUUAAUUAAUCAAAUAGAAGAAGUGUUGGACUCAGAGUCAAAGAAGACACACUCUUCACUAGUAGCACAUGCACUGAAUAUACAAAAGGAUCAAAAGUUUAUAGAAAAAAUGGAAAAAAAGUUCAACAUGGUUGGCAGUGAUAUGGAGGUGAUAUAUGGAAACGUGCAGAGUGGAAGUAAUUAUUUAUUGUCAAUUGGAGCGAAACCAACUGACGAUGAUCUCUCACACGACCCAGGCACAAUUAUCGUCUCAGUGUGCUCAAAAUAUAACGAAAUGUGUUCAUGCCUAACGAGAACAUUGAUAUUGGAUGGAACACAGUAUAUGAAAGACGCGUAUAAGCUGGCACUGAAGGUUUUCGAGUAUGCAUUGACAGUGCUGAAACCAGGAGUGACCUUUGGUUCAGUAUACUCCAGUGUCUAUGACUUUGUCGCGAAGGAGAAACCAGGACAUGAAGAUUACUUAACAAAGUCAGUUGGACAUACAAUAGGACUUGAAUUCAAAGAUUCAAACUUCCUCCUCACAUCCAAUAACACAAAUUUGGUGCUUGAUAAUAUGGUAUUUCACCUGAGUGUUGGGUUUCUGGAAAUACACGAAGGGAAAAAGUUUGCGGUCUGGAUUGCAGACACGGUGCACGUUUCAAGUUCAGGAAACACAGUGCUGACGUCGUUUGUGAGUAAAGGGUUGGAAAACGUGUCUUACGAACUAGAAGAAGAGGAAGAGGAAGUGAAGUACGAGGAAGAAGAGGAGAAAAAACCAGUAGUGUCAUCACAAAUACUAAAAGAUGCCGAAUCCGUGAUACUAAAAGAAAGAUUGAGGAACAGAGGUGGAGUGAGUAAAGAGGAGAUGGAAAAUUUGCUGGCACACCAGAAAAAGCUGAGAGAACUUAAGAUUGAAGAAAUAACAAGACGAGUGAAAGAUGGAUCAGGCUUAGCAGGAGACUCAAAACAAAAACAAGUAGUGAAAAUGGAUAAAAUCAAGGUCUUUCAAAGCCCAGAUUACUUCUCAAAUGAAUUAACACCAAACAAAAUAUUCGUUGAUUGGAGAAAUGAAGUGGUGAUGUUGCCAGUGAAUGGAUACCACCUGCCAUUUUCAGUGAUGAUGAUCAAGAACGUGACGUGUAACCCAGAAAAUAAUAACCUAUACAUGCUGAGAAUUAACUUCCAAGUGCCGGGCUCACACACAUAUACGUCGAGAAAUGAUCAGAACCCACUCCCAGACCUACAGCAAGAAAACUCAAUAUUCAUCAAAGAAGUUUUAUAUAAAUCGAAAGAUGUAAAACAUUUGCAAAACGUAUUUAAGAGUUUGAAGGAACUAAUCAAACAGAUGAAACAAAGAGAGAAUGAUGAUAUGGGAUUAACAUUGGCAGACCAAGAAAAGUUAAACUUAAAUAGAACGGGAAAGAGAAUAGUUCUGAAGGAUCUCAUGAUCAGACCAUCAGUUCACGGAUCAAGACGUGUCUUGGGAUUUCUAGAAGCACAUCAUAAUGGAUUAAGGUACUUGGUGAACUCUAGAGAUAGAGUUGACAGCGUUGACAUAUCAUACGCUAAUGUGCGCCACGCAAUAUUCCAGCCCUGCCAAAGAGAACUGAUAGUGCUCCUGCAUUUCCACCUAAAGUCCCCAAUUCUCGUGGGCAAGAAGAAGACCUUGGAUGUGCAGUUCUUCUCAGAAGUCGGGACACAAAUAGAUGAUUUGGAUAACAGAAGAGGAAGAUCAUAUAACGACCCAGAUGAAACGCUGGAAGAAAUGAGAGAAAGAGAACUCAAAAGAAAGUUCAACACUGAUUUUAAGCAAUUCGUAUCACAACUCAAGGAUCUAACAUCAAUGAAAGUUGAUUUACCAAUAAGAGAAUUGAUGUUUACUGGAGUACCACUGAAAUCUAAUGUAGAACUAUUGCCAACAGUGAACUGUCUAGUACACUUGGUGGAGUGGCCACCGUUUGUGCUGCCACUCACUGAUAUUGAAAUCGUGUCGCUGGAAAGAGUGCAACACGGACUUAGAAAUUUCGACAUCGUCUUCGUCAAUAGGGAUUACUCAAAGCCAAUCAAAAGAGUGGAUCUAGUCCCAAUAGAAUACCUAGAUACAAUCAAGAGAUGGCUGAAUGAGCUGGAUAUUGUGUGGUACGAGGGAAAGAAUAACCUCCAGUGGACAAAUAUACUCAAGACAAUACUGGAGGACGUAGAGGCGUUUGUGGAGAGCGGAGGAUUUGACGGAUUCCUCGGAGAAGGAGAAGACGAGGAGGAUUCAGGAGAGGAGGAAGAUGAUGAAGAUGAGGAGUACAAAGAUGAUGAAAGUGAUGAAGAAGAAGAGGAAAGUGAAGAGGAAUAUAGUGAGUCACUGGCAGAUGAAGAUGAGGAUGACGAAGAGGAAUAUGAAGAGGAGGAAGAUGAAGGGCUCUCAUGGGAUGAGUUGGAGGAAAGAGCUAAGAAAGCGGAUGCAGGGAAAGUCUACGAUGAUAGAAAAGCUAAACGUAGAAAGUGA